This is a messenger RNA of Exophiala spinifera, 984 nucleotides long. RefSeq lists its product as uncharacterized. The transcript has 2 exons. Lineage: Eukaryota; Fungi; Ascomycota; Eurotiomycetes; Chaetothyriales; Herpotrichiellaceae. The record is from RefSeq and is a predicted model, not a curated record. Gene Ontology annotation, cellular component: nucleus; negative cofactor 2 complex. The coding region runs from base 1 to 984 and encodes 327 amino acids. Gene Ontology annotation, biological process: positive regulation of transcription by RNA polymerase II; negative regulation of transcription by RNA polymerase II; transcription by RNA polymerase II. Gene Ontology annotation, molecular function: core promoter sequence-specific DNA binding; transcription corepressor activity; protein heterodimerization activity.
AUGAGUAACCCAAACAACACUAACUACCGGCCCAAAUCCCCCAACUUAUCCGGCGUCCAUCCACCGCCCAAACUCACGCGCAUCCCCUCGUACCAUCCAGAGCCAGAGGUGCCUGCAGACUUCCCAGUCUCGGCUCGUGGCUCCUAUGACGCCUCGCCAUUCUUCUCACCGCAAUCCACCACCCCGUCGACGUCUUAUUUCGCGUCGCGACCAUCCAACCCGUCAUCGUCCUACUCACCACAGGCCUUCCGAACUCCGAGCAUACCCACUCAAGCUCCUUCGUCAAGCCACUCACAAACCUUGCCACAUUCCUACGACCAGUUUAAUUCUUCAUAUCAUCCCCCACCACAGACUCACCAGCCUUUUGACCAAAAUUAUCCUGUUCAACCACACCCGCAACAGUCCUUUCCCUUCCACUCAGAAACCUUUGGUCAACUACCCGCCGACAUGCCUCGAACUCGACGGGCAGCGGCCGAGGAACUCAAUUCGAGUUACGACCCCAACGGUGCUGGAAGUGGCAUCCCCGUCAAAAUGGAGCAACCCUCCGCCGCCCCGCCGGUCAUGCCCAUUGCCACCACAGAUCCCUCUCACGGUAUAGACGUGAGAACCAAAUUUCCGGUAGCACGCAUCAAGCGUAUCAUGCAAGCAGACGAGGAUGUCGGAAAAGUGGCUCAAGCUACUCCUACUGCUGUUUCCAAAGCUCUUGAAUUAUUCAUGAUCACGUUAGUGAUGAAAGGGGCUGCAGAAGCCAAGGGCCAACACUCCAAGCGUGUGACGGCACAACAUCUCAAGGCCGCAUUGAUGAAAGAUGGCCAGUUUGAUUUCUUGACCGAAAUAUGUGAAAGUGUGCCCGAUGAAGGUUCAAAGAAGGGUAGAGCUAAAUCGGAGGCCAAGAGCGAAGACAGUGACGAUGAAGUUGCUCCCAAGAAAAAGGCAAAAGGUGGCAAAAAGAGGAAGGCCGACAGCGAUGAUAGUUCUGAUUGA